This is a messenger RNA of Fusarium falciforme, 1341 nucleotides long. RefSeq names its product CFEM domain-containing protein. The record is from RefSeq and is a predicted model, not a curated record. The transcript has 4 exons. The coding region runs from base 1 to 1341 and encodes 446 amino acids. NCBI's taxonomy places the organism in Eukaryota, Fungi, Ascomycota, Sordariomycetes, Hypocreales, Nectriaceae.
AUGCUUUUUGGAUUGAGCCUAUUUGCUUGCCUUUUGGCGUUGCCAGCUGGUCUGGCUGCGUCUUCUACCUCGGCUGCUCUCGCAGGCUGGCCCGAGUGCUCAAUCAAAUGCCUCGCAACUGCCAUCGGAAACUCGACAUGCUCUGCCACAGAUCAGGCUUGCAUGUGUACUAAUGAGCAGCUUCAGUUGGAAAUGAACGUAUGUGUCAAGCAGGAAUGCACCAUCAAAGAAUCGUUGGUCACGGCCAACCUGACAAUGACCAGCUGUGGCGCUCCUAUUCGAGACAAGUCAAACGAAUACCUCAUCUUGUCCAACACUUUUGCCGUUAUUACUGGCCUGUUCAUCGUUCAGCGGUUUGUCUCAAAGAUCUACUGGAAGCUUCCUCUCGGCCUCGACGACUGGUUCAUGCUUAUCACCUUUCUCUCUGGUAUUCCGAGCUCGGUCAUUACUGUCCACGGCACGGUAGCAAACGGCUUAGGCCGUGAUAUUUGGACCCUUAACCCGACUGAAAUCACCAAUUUUGGAUAUUUCUUCCACGUCAUGGCUAUCCUCUACUUCGCCCAGGUUACCCUUCUAAAGCUGUCCCUCCUGUUCUUCUACCUUCGCAUCUUUCCAACUGUUGGUGUUCGGAGGACUCUCUGGGCCACCGUCGUAUUCAACUGCCUUUUUGGAUUGGCUUUUGUGUUUACCGCUGUGUUUCAGUGUCAGCCCAUCAGCUAUUUCUGGAAGAAGUGGGAUGGUGAACACGAAGGACACUGCGCUGAUCUCAACGCCAUCACUUGGUCCAAUGCUGGCAUCAGUAUUGCUCUUGAUUUUUGGAUGCUGGCGGUUCCGUUGUCUCAGCUCAAGGCGCUCAAUCUGGAUUGGAAGAAGAAGAUUGGUGUUGGAAUGAUGUUUUGCGUGGGCACAUUCGUCACCAUUGUCAGCAUUCUGCGACUCAGAGCGGUUGUCAAGUUCAAAGCCGAGACCGAGAACGCGACUUGGGAGUUUCUUGAGGUUUCUAAAUGGUCAACGAUCGAGAUCAACGUCGGCAUGAUCUGCGCCUGCAUGCCCUCCCUUCGAAUUCUUCUGGUCCGACUCUUCCCCAAGAUUUUGGGUACUUCUCGAAGAUACUACCCCAACUACGCGAGCAACACUGGAAGAAACACCAACAAGAACAGGUCAAGACAGCUGGGCACCAAUGCUACUACAGAGGUGGAUACGACUAGUCGGCCGGUUGAGUCAAGGGGGAUUACGUAUCAACGUACCUAUGACGUGCAGUAUGGCGAUAGUGAUGAGACGCAAUUGGUUCAUAUGAAGGAUUUGGAUGCGAAGAGCUCUAGAUCUGGGGUUUCGGUAUAG